UUUAAGCAAUAUGUUUAUUCAAUUACAUGCUUGUAUGAUAAAAAUAAAAAAUAAAAAUUACAGGCAACAACUCGGAGCUGAGACUAUCUCCGACCACCGGUGACUGCCGUUCUUCUGCCACUCAUAGCCGCCGUUGAAGCUUCCCUCAGAAUACAUGGAUUCGCAAAGCCAGAAUACUUCAUUGCAGCGGCUGCAAAAUGUUGAGAAGAGGAUAGUCAGAGUUCUGGAGCUAGCAGGAGGUGUAAUGGAUGAAAUGGCAAAUCCGAGCGGCCCCAGGAAGGAGCUUAUUAACAACCAUUGUAGUGAGUUCAUGCAACUAAUCAAGGACAUCCAAGUCACACUGCGAGAAGAAAUCAAAAGUGCAUGUGAAUAUCGUCCUUUUGAGAAGUGUGACUAUGUACCAAGAAUAUCAAAUGAGAUCUGUUGCAAGAAACUCGAUUAUGUGAUUUCUCAGUUCGACAAUAUGAAACAAACAAUUGAGGGGUAUCAUGCUGCAGCAUCAGACCAUAUGGCCCUUGAUUAGUAGGUAAUAUACUCAGUGUUGCUUCUUGUUCAUGUGGAAACAUAAAUAUCUACGACAACAACUACUACACCUCAACUCUAAGCAAGUUGGAGCCAGCUAAAGGUUUAUUUAUUUAAAGCUUUUGAAUCAAUACCUCAGCACGACCACUUUUGUGUGAAUAACUUUGCCGAUGGAUCUCUACUAAUGAUAUAAAAUCUUGUUGCAGUUUAAAAUUUCUUCGAACAUGAUAUUACAUGUCUGUGAAAACUUAGGCUUUUCAUGGUUGUUCAGUAAGCGAUGAGUUGAAGUAGCUCGAAUCUUGAAUCAGAAAUUCUCUUUGAAACAAUUCUUGAAAUGUCCCUGUACUGUUGCAUUUGUAUCUUAUUUCAUUCAAUACUAUAGUUCAGUAUCUGCUGUUGAAUUGUAGGAAUGCUACAUUUGCUUUUCACUUGUUUAUGCAAUGAACUUUGCUCAAUCUUGCAAAA
Molecule: messenger RNA, 987 nt
Organism: Solanum lycopersicum (tomato)
Lineage: Eukaryota; Viridiplantae; Streptophyta; Magnoliopsida; Solanales; Solanaceae
Product: mediator of RNA polymerase II transcription subunit 11
Biological process (GO): regulation of transcription by RNA polymerase II
Cellular component (GO): mediator complex
Molecular function (GO): transcription coregulator activity
Source: RefSeq, a predicted model, not a curated record